CACAGCUAUUUCGCCCAUCAUCUGCUUUGAAAAGUGACUUCCGUUUCGAUUGUCCACCCGCCAAGUGGUUCUAGAUGUUCUGUAAGGCGGUUAAAGUUGUAUUCCGACCCGAUGUUUUUGGACCCUUGUUGCGUCAAUUCGUACGUAAAUACAACUUUCACACAAAAUUACCAUACCGCAAUUUACCUGUCAUGGGAGUCACGGUAUCUUCUAGCAGAGAGAAGAAGGUUUUUUUAAGUAGAAAAAGUGUCCCUCAGCCAUCAUUUGCCAGUUUUUCCACAACAGGGACACUGACCACAGAUACAGGAGAAGGAACAUCUGUAGAAAGCUCCACCAUGAUUGAAGUUAAUGUAGGCCAAUAUGAUGACUGUCUGCAAGAUGGAACUAUGAGAACAAUUGACAUUGGAGAAGGUAAAGCACUGCUGGUACGUGAGAAUGGGGAAUAUUCUGCAGUUGGCCACAAGUGUACUCACUAUGGGGCUCCUUUAUCCACUGGUCAUCUCUCUAAUGGACGAGUACGCUGUCCCUGGCAUGGAGCCUGCUUUAAUGUCAAGACUGGUGAUAUUGAAGACUUUCCUGGGCUGGACAGUUUACCCAAAUUUGAGGUGGUCAUUAAGAAUGAUAAUGUUAUUAUUAGGGCACAUCCAGAGCAAUUUACAUCUCAUAAAAGAGUCAAGACAAUGGUUAAAGAAGACACAAGUUGUGACAAACGAGUAUUUGUUAUCAUUGGGGGAGGUGGAGCAGCCAUGAAAGCUGCUGAGACAUUGAGAGAAGAGGGAUUCAGAGGGCGUGUUAUCAUGAUUACAAAAGAGGCUCACUUGCCCUAUGAUAGACCAAUUUUAAGUAAGAAAUUAGCUGCCACGGCUGAUUCUUUAAAGUUACGUUCAAUGGAAUUUCUCAAGGAUCAUGACAUUGAGCUCAUGACAAAAACUGAGGCCACUGCAUUGGACAAUAACCAAAAAACUGUCACUUUGAGUAAUGGCACAGUUCUUAACUAUGAUAGUGUAUUGAUUGCUACAGGAGGAAAACCGAGAAGUUUAAGUAUACCUGGAAGUGAUCUGGAGAACAUCUUCUUACUGAGGAGUCCUGAGGAUGCUAACCAGAUUGCCUCCUUCGUCCCUGGAAAGAACGUGGUCAUCAUUGGGACUUCGUUUAUAGGUAUGGAACUGGCGUCGAACUUUGCAGACAAAGCUGCGUCUGUGACAUGUGUUGGAAGAAGCAGUAUUCCUUUUGCGAACGUGCUGGGCGAGAAGAUUGGCGCCAUGCUGAAAAAGACUCACGAAAGCAAAGGAGUAAAAUUCAUCACUGAUGCUGCUGCGAGUAGUUUCAAAGGCGACAGAGGAAAAUUAACAGCUGUGUGUUUUAACAAUGGAACAGAAGUUCCUGCUGAUAUCUGUAUCCAGGGAGUAGGUGUAUCACCAUCCACAGACUUCUUAAAAAAGAGUAGCGUACCUCAGACCAGCCGCGGAGAUGUAAUUGUUGAUAAGUACAUGAAGGCUUGUGAAGGAGUUUUUGCCGCUGGAGAUAUCGCUCACUUCCCUCUGAAGAUGUUAGAUUGGGAAAAGGUUACUAUUGGUCAUUGGCAGAUUUCGCACAAGCAUGGACUGACUGCUGCGCGUAAUAUGCUUGGAGGAAACGAAGAGAUCGACACAAUACCAUUCUUCUGGACUUCUCAGUAUGGUAAAAGCAUCAGAUACUGUGGUCACGCCCAUUCAUUUGAUGACGUGCUUAUUGACGGUAGCGUUGAUGAACAAAAAUUCACCGCCUACUUUGCCAAAGGGGAUAAAAUUCUUGCUGUAGCAACCAUGGGACCUGGGAAUGCCGCCGCAAAGGCAGCCGACGAAAUGUUUGAGGGGAAAAUGCGUUCUGCAUCAGAGAUCAGGGCUGGUCUUUAAAGACACGAAGACGUCCGCGCAAUGUCAGAGACAAAAGUUGAAGUUGACUAGCAAAUAUCACUCGACGAUUUUAAAAACAAUAACUUUUAGCUACAUAAAAAAAAUAAGGCACUCCUCUUAGUGAUUUGGUUUUUUUAAAUUACUUGUAAAAUCAUGCGACCUUCUAUGUACAUACUACUACGGACAGGUGAUAGCUGUAAUCGUAUUUUCUAUUUGGGAUUAUAAAAUGUUAAGAGAAAUGCGCGCGCUGUGAUUGGUCAGAACGAGUUCAUUAUAUUUCCAUAAUGAACGCAGCCUACGUCAUCGGUACGAGCGCGCGCAAUUCACGA
This is a messenger RNA of Pocillopora damicornis (cauliflower coral), 2224 nucleotides long. RefSeq names its product apoptosis-inducing factor 3. Gene Ontology annotation, cellular component: cytoplasm. The record is from RefSeq and is a predicted model, not a curated record. NCBI's taxonomy places the organism in Eukaryota, Metazoa, Cnidaria, Anthozoa, Scleractinia, Pocilloporidae. Gene Ontology annotation, molecular function: oxidoreductase activity, acting on NAD(P)H; 2 iron, 2 sulfur cluster binding.